Molecule: messenger RNA, 1315 nt
Organism: Plutella xylostella (diamondback moth)
Lineage: Eukaryota; Metazoa; Arthropoda; Insecta; Lepidoptera; Plutellidae
Source: RefSeq, a predicted model, not a curated record
AUAAUUAUUGUAUCUACAUUGUUGUUCACACUCGAAGUGCCUUCUGUUGGAGCAAAUAUAAAUAAUAGUAAUAAGUUGUAUAACGGUUCUUUAAAAUUAUUAUUUCAAUUUUGUUAAGACAAGAUGAGGUUGGUUAUUACUAUAACCUUUGUCGUGAUUUUACUCACUUUAUGUGACACCAAAAAAUCAGAAAGUAAAGAUGAAAAAGGAAAACAAGAAAAAGAAAAGGAUGAAAAGGACCCCCUUACUUCCAUGGACAAAACGGAAGAUAAAGUGAAAAAAGCUGCCAAGAAAAAAGUAGGAGACGUUCAAGAUAUGGCUAAAGAUGGGCUCGACGGUGACGAUAAAGAAGAAGACAAAGAUGAACCAGAAGAUGAAGAUGAAGAUGAAGACGAAGAAGAAGACGACGAAGAAGAUGAAGAGCCCAAAGAGAAAAAGAAGGAAGACAAAAAGAAAGAAGAGCCAGAGAAAAAGAAAGAAGAUAAAAAGAAAGAAGAUCCAGAGAAAAAGAAAAAGGAAGAAAAACCUAAAGCCGAUGACAAAAAAGACGAGAAAGCAAAAGACGAACCCAAACCAAAAGAAGAAGACAAACCGAAAGACGAAGACAAACCAAAGGACGAGAAAAAGAAGAAAAAGAAGAAGAAUGAUGACAAACCCGAGCCGGAGCCCGAAGAAGAAGAAGAAGAUGCUCCAGCGUUCCCCGGGAUGGUGAUGGAGCACAGCGAGGACUGCGAGGACGACGCCGCGUCCACGACGCACCACCGGCACCGCGCGCACAGCAAAACCACCGUGGGGCCCGACAUGAGCGCCAUGCCCGACAUGCCCGACAUGGCCGACAUGGCCGACUCACUCGGCAAGAUCACAGGUAUGGCGGAUACGUUGACCGGGUGGCUGCCUGAAAUGGAAUGAUCUUAGCUUUCCAUAACGUUUUGUUUUAAUUGUUGCUAAUUUCGAUGAAUGUAGUUAACUUAAUAUUUAUUUAUGACUAUAUCUAAAGACUUUAAAUUAAUAACAAGAAGAAUCACCAUAUAUAGAUUUUAAAUGGAAACAAGGCAAAUAAAACUGCAACAGCUAGUGAAUAAUGUUGAGAUUUUGUGUCUUGGCAUAUCAUUUUUAUCCAACAGAAUAUUGCAGAAGUCAGCGCUAUUAGCCAAGUAUAGGUACCUACCUGGUCUUUGUUAGUGAUAAUGAAGCCUUUGUAAAUCAUGGAUACAGCUUUGUCAGAUUCUCAAAGUUGUGCUAUUUUAAUUUUAUCACCAUGAAAACCUUUUUCUUCUUCUUAAAAAAUAUAUUUUAAGAUCAUAAGUUUUGACAA